AUGAUUAAAUUAAUAACUAAAGCUGAUUAAUUUGGAGCUGUUUAUCGUCCAACCUUCAAUUCUAAAGAUGCUUACUAAACUUUCUUUGGCGGAUUGAUCACAAUAACCCUCUAUAGUUUAUGCAUCUCCUACAUGAUUUAUAUGUUCAUAUAAUGGGGAACCCAUCAAAUAUUACCAAGAAGUUCAUUGUCAGAAGAAGUAAAAGAAAAUCUUUAUAUGGAAUUUGACUAUGAUCUAGUUCAAAUUAAACUUUCGAAUGAUGUCGAUCCUUUCUCGAAGGUUAACAACAUUCUGGUUCCACAAUUUUAUGUCCUAACUAAUUAAGUUAAGUCAGACCCAGUUGUUGUAUUUCCUAAUGCUGAUGGUUGGGUUGUGCCUAAAAAUUAUAAAUUCAAAUUAAGUCCAACGGAAAAUCUAGACGCUUAACUGUAAUUUAUAGCAUGUUCUUCAGAAUAUAUAAUUGAAGGCAUGACUUGUGCAAGUGAUCAAGAAAUAAGUGAUUUCUUUAAUUCUAAGACUACUAUUUCAGUUGUUAUUUAGGUAACCAAAUUUAAUGUGAAAACUGAGGAAUUUUAUAGGAUACCUAAAAAAUUAGAAUUCAUUAUUUAAAAAGAAUAAACUAUAUUUAAUAAAUAUUCUGUCAAAACAUCUUAUGCUUAAAUCGAUAAUGGAGUUGUAUUCCCAGAAAAUAACCAAUAUUAAUUUAUAAGUGAUUAUACAUUAGCUACUCAAUCACUCUAAUUGAAUACCCAACAAUAAAUAUACAAAAAAAGCAUCUACGCACAAUUCACUUUUUCAUUAGAUAACAUUCAACAAAUUAACUAUAUCACUUAUGCACAUUUAGAUGAGGUGUUAGCUUCUAUUGGUUCAAUUUGGUCAAUCAUCUUGAUCUUAUCCUAUUGUGCUGUGUUAUUUAAUGAAUUUAAUCAAUCAGAAUAUCUCUAUCGAAAGAUCAUUUCAUUCUAUUAUCCUUAAUUUAGAUUCCUAUAAAUCAGAUAAAACUUUGUUGGAAAAAUUACUAAAGUAACUGGGUAUGGAUAAUCAUAUGAUCCAAUUGAAUUUACAAAAUAUUAUGAGAAACUAAAACAGGAUGCUGCUUAAAAGAUGAAAGUUAAGAACAUUUUAUAUGAGAUCUCUAGAAUAUAAUUUAUACUUCAAUCUAUACAAGAGCGUAAUCUAAUUGUUAAUAGUCAUAAUGUUGGCAUCAAAUUGAAGUUAUUAGAUAAAGAUUCAUCUGAAUUCCCUAAUAUAUUACCUCAUGAAAAUCAGUUGAAUGAUAAUGAUUUCAUGUUGUUAUCAAAGCAAAAAUUAAAUACCAAAACAGAUCCAGGAAAAAAUAAGUUUUAUCAACUGAAUGUUAUGAAUCAUGCCAGAAUUGAGACCACGUAAAUUAAUACAAGUUAAGAUAAAUUUACAUUAAUUACAUGA
Messenger RNA from Paramecium octaurelia, 1428 nucleotides. The record is from the annotation of a GenBank genome assembly. Lineage: Eukaryota; Ciliophora; Oligohymenophorea; Peniculida; Parameciidae.